Molecule: messenger RNA, 1734 nt
Organism: Helicoverpa zea (corn earworm)
Lineage: Eukaryota; Metazoa; Arthropoda; Insecta; Lepidoptera; Noctuidae
Exons: 2
Coding region: 665-1447 (260 amino acids)
Source: RefSeq, a predicted model, not a curated record
UUGUCGAGCACACUUUCCGUUUCCAGAGAGGAUGCGUCUAUUUGCGUACAGUCACACCAUGUUAUCGCUUAUCGCGGUUAUUUGCAUAGCGUGUAUGGCGCUAGCCUUGAUGCCGAACAUCGCUACGGAUUUACUUAAUCGCCAAAUAUCAAUAUUACAAAUACUACAGCUUUGCAUAUACAUUUUGUAAUUUCGUUACAUAACUGGCAACUGGACAACAUUUUUCUAUCCUUCAAAAGUUGACCAAAGCUUUAAAAAAUUCUGCUUCCUCAUCCAUUAACGGCUAUUUAUACAAGCAGGUUAUAUAUAAUACCACUCCAAUAUCAAAUUAGAAGGUUCCAAAGCGAUACUCUUGACAUUUAACGGCUUGGUGCGCUCACGUAACAGUGAGGCACACAAUUGGACACCGGCGCACAAGGCCCGCUGUCUGCCGAGCCUCUGUUUACAACAACUUAUUUACUUUCGCGAACUAUGGAUUUCCUGUUACACUUAUCGUGUUACCUGGAAGUGCAAAUCGAUAAGCUUCGCGUACAUAGAUGGGUGUGCCAACAAAUAUUACUCACAUGUACCGCGGUGCCCUCGCCGUCAAUAUCGGAAGGUCAUUUUUUGCUUCCUCCAAACUUAUUUGUAUGCUAAAUGUCAUGGGCGUGUAGUGAUAAAGUAAAUGGAAUUAAGUGUAUUUUGGUGGGUUAUGCACCCACUUGGCGUAAGCUGGUGUUCUAACCUAGGAUCUAAAAUAAGAUUUUCAAAGAUUAAAUUACGGAUAGGUACUUGUAGGAAAAACUGCGAGAACAUCAAGCAGAAAGUUGCCUCCCGCAACAACCUGUUGCGAAGGCUGACGAGCACGACCUGGGGAGCCUCACCAACAGUGCUGCGAGCGACUGGCCUGGCACUCUGCUACUCCGCGGGCGAAUAUGCGUGCCCAGUGUGGAGUCGUUCCGUUCACGCUGGGCAGGUGGAUGUAGCACUGAACGAAACGUGCCGCAUUGUAACUGGCUGCCUCAAGCCGACCCCGUUACAAAUGCUGCACGCACUGGCCGGCAUUGCUCCACCAGAUGUUCGCAGAAGCGUAGCUUCUGGCAUCGAGAGAGCCAAACUCGAAACAGACCAACGACACCCCAUGCACUAUUACACCCCUGUGCCACAACGGCUUAAAAGCCGCAGGGGUUUCUACAAAACCGUUGCUCCUGUCGAUGGUGAGGCCCGGGAUCUUUGGCGAUCGAGGAGUUCACUGCCCUCCCCGUUUGUCCCGCUCUUGGAGCGGCUCCCUCCUGGACACGAUCUCCCGAGAAGAGUCUGGCAGUCUUUAAACAGACUCCGAACACAGGUCGGCCGGAGCAAAGAAUCGAUCCAGGUGGGGCUUCGCGGGCGGGACGGACCUUGGGUGCGAGUGCGGGGCUGCAGUGCAGACAAUAUCCCACCUAAUCGCAUGUCCACUGUGCCCUGAAACUUGCUCGCGGGAGGACUUAAUGAGCGCAGCCGUGCUCUCGCUGUGGCGGCAUAUUGGGCUGACAUAGUGUAGUCUCAAUAUAUGACAUGUCAUCGACACAAAAGAAGAAGAAGAAACCCAAUACUGACGAAGUAAUAAAAAAAGGCACAAUCACAAUGCAGCUUGAAAUGACUUUACAUAAAUAGUACCUGCCUUAGAUUCUAUAUUCCUACAUAAAUUGAUCGAUAUACAUAUUAAUAUUUAUCGUUAUUUGGGCAUUUAAUUAAACAGUGUGGAAUAAUAAA